CGUGGACCGUAAGAAAGCAGGGCGCCGGGACUCAGACCAAGAUCCAUUCAAUGCAAGAUCAGUGGUUCUAGGGUAGAUACGACAUUUGCCGCUAUGACGACGCCAAAGCCUAUUUUGUAUUCCUACUUCCGCAGCUCCUGCUCCUGGCGGGUCAGAAUAGUGUUGGCCCACAAGAGUAUUGAUUAUGAGUACCGGCCAAUUCACCUACUCAAAAAGGAACAGGUGAGUGAUGAAUACACCAAGGUGAAUCCCAUGGGCCAGGUCCCAGCACUGAUCGUAGAAGACAAGAUGUUGACCCAGUCGAUCAGCAUCAUGGAAUAUCUGGAAGAGACUUACCCUCAGAAUCCACUGCUACCUAAGGAACCUUUACUUAGAGCUAAGGUCCGGGAGAUAUGUGAGGUGAUUGGCUCAGGCAUUCAGCCACUGCAAAACCUGUCUGUACUGCAGAAGAUUGGGGAUGAGAAGAUGGAAUGGGGGCACUACUACAUAAACAAAGGAUUUUUUGCUUUGGAGCAACUACUGGCUGGGUGUGCAGGAAAAUACUCAGUGGGAGAUCAAGUGACAUUGGCUGACUGUUGUCUUGUCCCUCAAGUUUACAAUGCUAACAGGUUCAAGGUAGAUAUGUCCCAGUUCCCCAUCAUCAGCCGGAUCCAUGAAGCACUUAACAGCGUAGAGGCCUUUAAGGCUGCCCAGCCCUCCAACCAGCCUGAUUGUCCAGAGGAUCUCAAGUAAUGGUGCACUGUAAUGUGUUUAUGGACCUACAUUCAGGCCCCAGAGUGUGCACAUUUGAUUCAACAUUCAAGAAAGAAAUGGUCAUUGCCACAUCCUGAGGAGUAAACACCUUUCAAGGAUGGACUUUUGGGAAUCACAUUUAACUUCAGAGCAUAUAAAAUGCAAAAUUUAUCUGCUGUUCUUUUUUCUGUGUAACCAAGCAAAAAAUUGUUUGCUGUGCUUGGAGAAGGGGUGGGGGGUGGAAAAGACAGCCAUAGCAGUAAAAGGGUUAGUAGUGAAGGUCUGUAGAACUGAGGUCACUACUUACAUAAUGUAAGUAUUACUUCCAGUAUCCAAUUUCUUGACAUCAUUGCACCUCUCACUGUAUUGGUGUACACUGCUUGGAGCCUCUUUUUAUGUAAAAUUAUUUUAAGGCCUAAUCCGACUAUGUGACAAUCAGAACCUUAAGACUGUCAGAUCCCAUUAAGUACUGUAUUUCCUCAUAUUUAGUUUGAUCUCAAAUAUAGAUUUGUGACCAGAAAACUAGUAAUUUAUGGUAAACCUUGUAUACUGAUAGACCACCCAUAUAUAGGGCAGCAACCUGUAAAAUCUACCUAACAAAAAAUCAAUUCACCUUGGGGUGCUGUGCUGGUAAUGGAAUGACAGGUUAUAAUAUCAAAUCAGAGAGAGAGAGAGAGAGAGAGAGAGAGAGAGAGAGAGAGAGAGAGAGAGAGAGAGAGAGAGAGAGAGAGAGACCUGCUCCUCCUCCAUUGUUUAACAAGAUGAUUAAGGUGUGAAAUAUUUCUCCUCUAUGUGGGCACACACACACCUGUAUCAUUCAUGUUUUGUUUAUACUGCUACUACUACUAAUAAUAAUAGUAAUAAUGAUAAUACAUUAUUAAUAUCAUUAUUAUAUAAGGUUAGUAAUUUUCAAUAUGAAUAAAUAUUUAGCCUCA
Scylla paramamosain (green mud crab) is the source of this 1667-nucleotide messenger RNA. Its product is annotated as probable maleylacetoacetate isomerase 2. Gene Ontology annotation, cellular component: cytoplasm; mitochondrion. Bases 94 to 732 code for a protein of 212 amino acids. NCBI's taxonomy places the organism in Eukaryota, Metazoa, Arthropoda, Malacostraca, Decapoda, Portunidae. The record is from RefSeq and is a predicted model, not a curated record. Gene Ontology annotation, biological process: glutathione metabolic process; L-phenylalanine catabolic process. The transcript is spliced from 9 exons. Gene Ontology annotation, molecular function: maleylacetoacetate isomerase activity; glutathione transferase activity.